AUGGCCGCACCAGAUCACCCUCGGAGACGGAGACAACAGACUGACAUGGUGCUAGAAAAUUCAAAAACAUCUGGAAUGAAAGUGAAAAAAGAAGUGAGAAUUCAGAAAAGAAAAUAUAUAUCUACUGAAUCCUCAUUGAUGAGCAGAAAAAAAGCCAAGAAACAAGUGAGAGUCUCAAAAGAGAAAUGCUCAUCACUUGGAGCCUUGUUACAUAAGCCUCAGAAUAAAUCUGCAGAGGAAGAUGUUGAGAACUCUCUCGUUCAAGGUGAAGAGGGCGAGAAAGCACUUACCAUUUGUCGUGGAACACAGGAUUUUAGUAUCAGUUUGCCGCCCUUUGGACAGUCUAAUUCAAAUCUGGAUGUAAGUUGCAAUGAAGAGAUGCUCAUUCGUACCAGAGUAAGGAAAGCUUUACGUCUAUUUCAAGUACUUUGUAGAAAGCUUUUGCAAAGUGAGGAGUCCACAUCAAAGAAUCGUGGGCAAAGGAUUCGGAUUGACCUUACUGCUGCCAAAAUUCUCAAAGCAGAAAAUGAAUUUGUAAACACUGGUGGUCCAAUAAUAGGAUCUGUUCCUGGUGUUGAAGUUGGUGAUGAGUUUCAUUACAGGGCAGAACUUUCGGUUGUAGGUCUUCACCGUUCAUAUCAAGGUGGAAUAGAUUACACAAGAAUAAAUAACUCACUUCUGGCGAUUAGUGUCGUUGCUUUUGUGGGUCAUGCUGAUGAAAUGGAUAGCUCUAAUUUCUUAAUAUAUUCCGGUUCUGGUGGUCGUCCUUCAGAAGGGAACAAGCCUCCAGAAGAUCAGAAGCUUGAGCGUGGGAAUCUGGGACUCAAAAAUUGCAUAGAGUCCGAGACGCCUGUGCGGGUUAUCCGUGGUUUUGAGGAAUUCGGUCAGGAUGGAAAGCCAAGGCCGCUCUCAACAUUCACUUAUGAUGGCUUAUAUUUGGUGGAGGGUUACUGGAAGGAAAAAGGUCCCCAGGGUUUUGAUAUGUUUAAGUUCAAGCUGAGGAGAAUUCCUGGGCAACCAGAAAUCUCUCUCAUAGAGGUGAUGAACUCAAAAAGAACUGCAGUACGAGGACUUUGUAUCGCAGAUAUCUCUGGGGGCCUGGAGAAAAUACCAAUUUCUGUGGUCAACACAGUUGAUGACGAAAGACCAAUGCCUUUCAAAUAUAUAAGAAAAAUGAUAUACCCUUCUUGGUAUGAGCCAACCAUGCCAAAGGGAUGUGCCUGCACACAGAGAUGCACUGAUUCUGGUAGUUGCUCUUGUGCCGUUAGAAAUGGAGGAGAGAUUCCUUUUAACUUCAAUGGUGCUAUCGUGCAAGCCAAACCCCUUGUUUACGAGUGUGGUCCUUCUUGUAAAUGUUCUCCAUACUGCCAUAACAGGGUCAGCCAGCAUGGCAUCAAAUUCCGAUUGGAGAUCUUCAAAACUCAAUCAAUGGGCUGGGGAGUCAGAACCCUGACUUCUAUACCAUCUGGCAGUUUCAUCUGUGAAUAUAUUGGAGAGCUAAUCCAGGAUAUGGAGGCUGAACAGAGGAAUAAUGAUGAAUAUCUUUUCGACAUUGGUCACAACUACGAUGACCAUGACAUCUGGGAUGGUUCCCCUACUCCUAUCCCGGUUUCACAAGCAAUUUCCCUUUCCAAUGUUGUGGACUAUGGAGGUUUCACCAUCGACGCUGCUCAUUAUGGGAAUGUAGGAAGAUUCAUCAAUCAUAGCUGUUCACCUAACCUUUACGCACAAAAUGUUCUCUACGAUCAUGAUGACAAGAGAAUGCCUCACAUUGUGUUUUUUGCUGCUGAGAAUAUUCCUCCUUUACACGAGCUUACAUACCAUUACAACUAUACAAUAGGUCAGGUUCGUGAUUCUGAUGGGAACGCAAAAACAAAGGCUUGUCACUGUGGCUCCCAUGAGUGCACUGGCAGGUUGUAUUAA
Molecule: messenger RNA, 1923 nt
Organism: Spirodela intermedia
Lineage: Eukaryota; Viridiplantae; Streptophyta; Magnoliopsida; Alismatales; Araceae
Source: the annotation of a GenBank genome assembly